Kogia breviceps (pygmy sperm whale) is the source of this 2575-nucleotide messenger RNA. Its product is annotated as zinc finger protein ZFP2-like. Gene Ontology annotation, biological process: regulation of gene expression. NCBI's taxonomy places the organism in Eukaryota, Metazoa, Chordata, Mammalia, Artiodactyla, Physeteridae. Gene Ontology annotation, cellular component: nucleus. The record is from RefSeq and is a predicted model, not a curated record.
AUGUCCUUGGCAGCAACAGCCUUUUCCUUCAGGCUCGCUUCGCCGCCCCCCAUUGGUGGCCGGGGCACCGAAAACUGCACGGGCUGGUGGACAUUUCCGUUUCCGGUGCUGAAUCCCUGGGUUCAGUGUCUCCAGCUGUGGUUGUGCUUGUGCGCUCGGUGGUUGGUGUCUAGGAAACGAUAUGUUCUUACCUCUGUGGAGUCGGUGGCUCCAGAAACGGCAAGGGAGGACUCCGACGGGGCCGAGCAGCGGGGGAACCGGUCGCCAGGAUCCCAGGGAGUCCCGAGGUCCGCCUUCGAUUGCGGAGUUGUUCCACCAAAGCGGCCCUUCCUGGUGUGGCCGGGGCAACCGGCCGCCCGGGAAAUGAUGAUGGGCCUGCAGUACCUACGUAGGUCAGUCUCUGGCCCUGGGGAGGAGAAGACCAACUAUCCUGCAGUCCCCAGAGCCUUCGAGUGCCAGGAGUGUGGAUUGUCCGCAGCCUACCUCCCUCACUUCAUUCACCACCAAAGCAGCCAUGGGGGCGACAAGCCCUAUUGCUGCCCGGAGUGUAGCAAAAGCUUCCGACGUGGCUCAGAUCUGGUUAAGCAUCACCGGGUACACAGUGGCGAGAAACCGUACCCCUGUCCUGAGUGUGGCCGUUGCUUCAGCCUGAGCUCCAACCUCAUCCAACACCGUCGCUCUCACUCAGGCCUCCAGCCCCAUAAAUGUCUGGAGUGCGGGGAGGCUUUUGGCCGCAGCUCGGACCUGGUUAAACACCAACGGGUGCACGCGGGUGAGAAGCCUUACACCUGAGCUGAGUGUGGUAAGACUUUCAGCGUUAGCUCCAACCUGAUCCAGCACCAGCGCACGCACACGGGCGAGAAGCCCUACCCCUGCGGGGACUGCGGCAAGCGCUUCAGCCUGAUCUCCAACCUGGUGCAGCACCAGCGCUCACACACGGGCCAGAAGCCCUUCCGCUGUGCCUGGUGUGGUGACAGCUUUGGACUUAGCUCUUCUCUGCUCAAGCACCAGCGAUCGCACACUGGGGAGAAGCCCUACAGUUUCUGUGAGCGUGGCGAGAACUUCACCAACAGCUCGGACUGCCUACAGCACCAGCGCACCCACAGUGGAGAGCGGCCCUUCAAGUGUCCUGAGUGUGGUCGUGGUUUCAGUGAGCACACCCAGUUCACCGAGCACCGGCGUGUUCACAUGGGUGAACGACCCUAUGCCUGCCCAGAAUGUGGCAAAUCCUUCUCCCACAGCGCCAAGCUCCUUAAACACCAACGCUCGCACACAGGCGAGAAGCCCUAUAAGUGCCCCAGCUGCAGCAAGAGUUUUGGAGACAGUUCACAUCUGCUGCGGAACCAACACACUCACAGGGGCCAGAAGCCUUACGCUUGCGGCGAGCAUGGCAAGAGCUUCCGCCAGAGCUCCCACCUGCUCAUCCACCAGGUGGCGCACAGCGGAGAGAAGCCCUACGUCUGCCUGCAGUGUGGCAAGGCCUUCGCCCGCAGCUCCAACCUGGGCCAGCACCAGCGGACGCUGCAGGGGCGCAGCCCCUGCCAGUAUCCCUGGCUUAAGUUGCAGCCCAGACUUCAGCUCUGACUUUGGUCCAGUCCUCAAGGAGCCUGAGGGGACCAGCAUUUCUCAGAAGACCUCACUUCUGCUCCUCUAGGGCUGCUGAUUAGUGGGCUGAAUCAGGGAACCCCAGGCUGGAGGAAUCGGAACAGAAAAGUGGGCUUAGGCCUGUUCUCUGAGGCCCUGGAGAUGGGAUUCCAGCUGGAGGGAGAGUUUGGGGAUGGCAAGAGCUGGCCCAGCUGCUUUAAGAUGCAGAACACCUUUGGCAGCCUAGGUGUGUCCCUUCACAGGCCUAGGGAGUGAUGGGGCUAAUCACACCAAUAGCAACAGUUACCUCAGCCCAGGGGAUCGGGGCUCAACGGCAGGCAAGACCCCAUGAGGAGCACAGUAGGGGAAGAGGGGGUCAGGGAGGUCCUCACCUCCAGAGGGUACCAUAAGGCAGGCUGUGUUCUAGCACAAGGAUCAGAGUUUGAAUUUGGGGCCAUUAGGUGAGCUCUGGGGUGUAUGACCCCUUUGCAAGAGAGCUGUCUUUACAGGGUGAAGCUGGUGGGGCCCAGGGCCAAAGCAAAGGACCGGGAGGCCUGUCUGUUGAGUUUGGGGGGUGCCCGGUGACAUUUCUAGGCAAGGGCAGAAGGCCCGAGGUUGGUCGUCUGCCCCUUCCUCUUCUUUAGCCUCUUCCCUCACAGGUUCCCCAGGCUUUUUCUCUGAUCCCUCAACAGAGGAGAAAAUGCGAAGAUUCACUUGUGCCCGGACACUGGGGACUGGACAUGGUCCAUUUUGCCAGGGCGCUGGGGCUGGCUGCCUCCGUAAACAAAUGUGUUUCUGUUGGUAAAACUUAAAGUAUAUGGGAGCCAGAGGGAGGUUUCCCAAAGCACUGCACAAUGUGUGCCCAGAGCAGAGUCUAAGCUGUGAGGCCCUGCUCUCCCCGCCGUAGCUGGCUGUGUUCCUGGGAGAGGCACAGAAUGUAGCCCUUAGGAGGUUGGGGGAGGCCUAAUGCCCACCCCAUGGGAUCAUGAGC